GUGUCAUUAGUUAUCUCUACAGAGACAAUAUGAGCGCUUCUGUUGCCGUGUACAGGAGCGUUUACACGGAGGACCGAUUCAAACAGGCUUACGGCUCUGAUGAUAACGCCAGUGGAAGCUUGCGGCUCCGGGAAAGAAUCGCAGGGAGGUGCAGGUGCUCAAAGCGAGCCUGCCUUCACCUGUUGAGGGAGAGAGUGCCCAUUUUCAGCUGGCUGCCAAGAUACAGGCUAAAGAAAUGGAUUCUAGGAGAUACUAUAGCAGGACUGACAGUUGGUAUUCUUCACAUUCCGCAAGGCAUGGCCUUUGCUUUACUCACAUCCGUGGCUCCAAUAUUUGGCCUUUACACCUCUUUCUUCCCUGUUGUCCUAUAUAUGUUUUUUGGCACAGGUCGCCAUGUAUCCACAGGGACCUUUGCUGUAGUGAGUUUGAUGACUGGCUCUGUGGUGGAGCAGCUGGUUCCCAGUCCUCUGGAGAUGAACUCAAGUUCUUCUGAAGCGACUGACUUUGAGGCCCAGAGAAUUGGUGUGGCCUCAGCCAUAGCACUUCUCUCAGGAAUUAUUAUGCUCUGCAUGUUUGCUCUUCAGCUGGGAUUUCUCUCCACCUACCUAUCUGAGCCAAUUGUUAAGGCUUUCACCAGCGCUGCUGCCUUCCAUGUCACCAUCUCCCAGCUGCAAAGCAUGCUGGGCCUGCGGCUACCUCGUCACACCGGUGCCUUCUCCCUCUUCAAGACUUUAGCAUCCGUGAUGGAGAACCUGCCUCAGACUAACAUGGCGGAGCUGCUGAUCUCUUUGAUGUGUUUGGCCGUCCUGGUCCCAGUUAAGGAGCUCAACAUUCGUUUCAGGCACCGCCUGCGAACACCUAUCCCUGUGGAGAUCCUCACGGUGAUUACUGCUACAGGUGUGGCUUAUGCCUCCUCACUGGAUUCUACUUACAACAUUGAGAUAGUUGGCCAUAUCCCUGCUGGAUUCCCGAGGCCACAGCUGCCUGCUUUUCACACUUUUCCUGCCAUUGCUGGGGACACGAUAGCCAUAACAUUUGUUGGUUAUGCUGUGUCUGUCUCACUGGCAAUGAUUUAUGCUGAUAAACAUGGAUAUUCGAUACACCCCAACCAGGAGCUGCUGGCUCAUGGGAUCUCCAACACAGUGUCCUCCUUUUUUACCUGCUUCCCCAGCUCAGCCACGUUAGCCACCACUAAUAUACUCGAGAGUGCUGGAGGAUACACACAGCUCUCUGGGUUGUUCACUAGUCUUGUUGUCCUGAUUGUCCUUCUGCUGAUUGGACCACUGUUCUACUUCCUACCCAAGGCAGUCCUGGCAUGCAUCAAUGUUACCAGCCUCAGGCAGAUGUUCCUGCAGUUCCAAGACUUACCUGAACUGUGGAGAAUCAGCAAAAUUGACUUCAUGGUUUGGCUUGUAACUUGGCUGUCUGUGGUGAUACUCAAUGUGGACCUUGGCCUGGCUAUUGGGGUGGUCUUCUCUAUGAUGACUGUCAUCUGUCGCACACAAAGGGCUGGUUGUUCAGUACUUGGCCGGGCCAGCAACACAGAAAUUUACAGACCUCUGGAGAACCACAGCAAGUGCUAUGAAGUGCCUGGAGUGAAAAUCCUGACUUACAAUGGGCCUAUUUACUAUGGCAACCGCAGCUUCUUCAGGGAGGAAAUGAGCAGGCUGUUGGGCCUGACACCAGAGAAGAUCAGCAGCUGGGAGAAGGCCAGAAAAGCCCUGGAGAAGCGGGAGAGGGAUACCACUGUCAACACCGUGGAAAGAGGUAUUGCAAACACAUCAUUUUCCUCAGAAAACGAAUUCUUCAAAUCAGAAACAGAGAGCGAUGUGCAGGAAGUGCUAAUCGAUUGCAGCAGUGUGAUAUUUGUUGAUGUUGCUGGAGCAAGACUACUCACGCAGAUGUGUACCGAGUGCCAGAAAAUUGGAGUUCAUGUAUAUUUGGCAAACUGCAAUGAGAGUGUCUUAAAGAUCCUAACAUCGAGUGGCCUGAUGAACUACGUGAACCCUCAGCAUAUCUUCGUCACUGUCCACGAUGCUGUGGUGUAUAUUCAACAGCAGAAGGAAAAACCUUCAGAGAACACGACUGUGUGGGUAUGAGCCAGGAGGAUAUUGAUGAUGAUGAUGGGAUCAUGUACCCCUCAACCAAGUGUGUAGUGCUAAAAUGGCAGAAAGCACCAGGGCUUCUGUUGAAUUAGCAAAG
Archocentrus centrarchus (flier cichlid) is the source of this 2202-nucleotide messenger RNA. RefSeq names its product solute carrier family 26 member 10 (gene slc26a10). Bases 30 to 2099 code for a protein of 689 amino acids. Lineage: Eukaryota; Metazoa; Chordata; Actinopteri; Cichliformes; Cichlidae. The transcript is spliced from 18 exons. The record is from RefSeq and is a predicted model, not a curated record. Gene Ontology annotation, cellular component: membrane. Gene Ontology annotation, biological process: transmembrane transport.